AUGUCACUGGGAAAGGAAAGUCCUCAUCUGAUCUCUGCAGCGGCGAGACCAGAACACAUGGUGUGUGCCGAACCAUUAUGUCCUACCUCAGCAGAUCCCUUUACAGGCAGAAUCUAUUGUCGUUGUUACCAGAGCAUUGAGUCUCGUGACUCUGCAGGGAUGCCACACAUAUCCCGGGACCCCACUGGAAUUCCACAGAUGUCUAGCCCCUCCCCACAGACAACAUACCCUGGAGUUUAUCCUCAUCCUUAUGGUUUAGAUGCCACAUCUCCCGUAACAAACCCACUGGUCCCUGGUGGUCGAUGGGACCCAGCAAUGUUUCCGGCUGCCGGUUACUCUGCCCCGUUUCCGGCCGGCACUGGUGCACCACAGAUGGAGAAUGUACUUCGAUCUCAGAUGUACAAUUAUAUGUAUCCAGCUAUGUUUGACUUGAGUGGAGCCCGUCGUAAGAACGCAACCAGGGAGACAACGAGCGCUCUGAAAGCUUGGCUAGUAGAACACAAGAAGAAUCCCUACCCAACCAAGGCAGAGAAAAUCAUGUUGGCCAUCGUCACUAAGAUGACCUUGACCCAGGUGUCCACAUGGUUUGCCAAUGCUAGGAGGAGACUGAAGAAGGAGACGAAAGGUGACUGGUCACUGGACAACAGUUUGGACACGUCGACCAUGUCCAGCGACGAAGAAGAACGGACAAGCGAUGACCAGGAAUCAAGAGAGGAACUAGCUCAGAGACUUGGUCAAGUUACUGAAACAUCUCAAAAUCACCCGUCACCCGGAACGAUGACCUUUCAACCUGCCAACACGGGAUCCGGAAAUCUUCCCAGCUUCGCUACAUUUACACAAGUUAAACACCACGAAACAAACAUUUCUCCUAGUCCGAUAUUGACAGGACAAGUCCCAAACGUGUUCACGAACGGUCACUUCUACCAUCCUGGUCAUUCUCACAACCCUCAUGAUUAUUCAGUUAUGACCAGUAGUCAGAACUAUGGACAUUAUGAUAUGAAACAGGACGAUAGGACCACGUCAAGCAGUGACGAUUCCGACAAGGAAAAUGCUGACCUAUCAAAAACAAGUAUUUCUCCAAGUUCGAGUCCCGAUCUACCCAAGUCCCGUAUCUGGUCCAUCUCCGACAUUAUGGGCGGUAAAACAUCACACAAAACGGAGAACGUCAUGGCGAAAGACAGUUUGUCCACAGAGAAUAGCAUUAUCUCGUGA
Molecule: messenger RNA, 1212 nt
Organism: Ylistrum balloti
Lineage: Eukaryota; Metazoa; Mollusca; Bivalvia; Pectinida; Pectinidae
Product: homeobox protein araucan-like
Exons: 5
Coding region: 1-1212 (403 amino acids)
Biological process (GO): regulation of transcription by RNA polymerase II; cell development
Cellular component (GO): nucleus
Molecular function (GO): DNA-binding transcription factor activity, RNA polymerase II-specific; RNA polymerase II cis-regulatory region sequence-specific DNA binding
Source: RefSeq, a predicted model, not a curated record